Molecule: messenger RNA, 987 nt
Organism: Linum tenue
Lineage: Eukaryota; Viridiplantae; Streptophyta; Magnoliopsida; Malpighiales; Linaceae
Source: the annotation of a GenBank genome assembly
CUGGGUUACAGAUACUACCGUGAAGGAGAGCCGUCACAAUUAGCUGUUGUUGAUAUCUUUGUCAGUACAGUGGACCCCCUGAAGGAGCCUCCUCUUGUCACUGCCAAUACUGUGUUAUCCAUUCUUUCUGUUGACUACCCAGUUGACAAGGUUUCUUGCUAUGUGUCCGAUGAUGGUGCUGCGAUGCUGACAUUUGAAGCUUUAUCGGAGAUUGCAGAAUUUGCAAGGAAAUGGGUACCUUUCAGCAAGAAAUACGGCAUUGAGCCACGAGCUCCAGAGUGGUACUUUGCACAGAAGAUUGAUUACUUGAAGGAUAAAGUUCAUCCUUCAUUUGUCAAGCAUCGCAGAGUAAUGAAGAGAGAAUAUGAAGAGUUUAAAGUCCGCAUCAACGGACUGGUGGCCAAGGCAACAAAAGUUCCAGAAGAAGGAUGGAUCAUGCAAGAUGGUACCCCGUGGCCUGGAAAUAACACCAGAGACCAUCCUGGAAUGAUCCAGGGUUUCUUAGGUCAAAGUGGAGGUCUUGAUACCGAGGGUAACGAGUUGCCUAGAUUAGUUUAUGUUUCUCGUGAAAAGCGUCAUGCCUCUUCACACCACAAGAAAGCUGGUGCCAUGAAUGCUCUUGUUCGUGUAUCAGCUGUGCUGACAAACGGGCCUUUCUUGUUGAAUCUUGAUUGUGAUUCAUACAUAAACAACAACAAGGCUGUAAGAGAAGCUAUGUGCUUCCUGAUGGAUCCCAACCUCGGGAAACAUGUCUGUUAUGUUCAAUUUCCUCAGAGGUUCGAUGGGAUUGAUAAGAGUGAUCGAUAUGCUAACCAAAAUACAGUUUUCUUUGACAUGAACUUGAGGGGUUUAGAUGGCAUUCAAGGUCCUGUAUAUGUUGGAACAGGAUGUGUUUUCAACAGAACCGCCUUGUAUGGUUAUGAACCUCCUCUGAAGCCCAAGCACAAAAAGGAAGGUUUUCUGUCUCUACUUUGUGGUGGACCUUGA